GUUGAAAUUAAUUGUAAAGGAAAAUCACAGUUUUCAUUGAAUGUACGAUCGGUGUUUGAUGUUGUACCAGUGAAUGAGGUGUGGAGCUUGAUGUUCAAAGUACGCAACCUUAAGCGUUUGGAAGUUUAGUUAGCCGAGGUGACACCAACAUAUUACUGUAUAGCUAACGUUGGCUAGCUAAUGCGUGACGUCUUUCGGAUGACUCCAAUACCCUUGCCUAUUAAACCUUUCUAUGUCCCCCGCCACACCAGCCUGGAAACAGUGAGCCUAUUCCAGUCCCGGAAACCCCGACCAUGUGGCCCGUGUUAUGGAUGUCCAUGAGGACCUAUGCCCCCUACGUCACCUUCCCAGUGGCUUUUGUGGUCGGGGCGGUGGGGUACCACCUGGAGUGGUUCAUCAGGGGUGACGCCGUCCCUAAUCCGAGGGAGGAGAAGAGCAUUGUGGAGCUGAGGGAGGAGAGGAAGCUGGAGGAGGGGGCUGGACGGGAUGGCACCCAAGUCCUCAGUCUCAAGGAGAAGCUGGAGUUCACCCCACGGGCAGCACUGGACCGCAACCGACCUGAGAAGAGCUAACCCUGCCUGGGUGGACGGAGGACGGUCAACUCCCUCUGGCGCUGGAGCCCUGGGCGUAAGGGGCUCACCAAAGAGAUUUUCAAUAAUCUUCUGUUCAGCAUACACACAUUGGCCAGGCUUUCUCCCACAUGCUUGCCCAAACUACUGCAAGCUGUUCUGAAGACAUUAUGGUCAUGGCCUCCUGUGUAACUGGGACUGGAGGGUUCUGGGAUUUUGGGGGUUUAUGUGGUCUCUCCACCCCGUUCUCCCUCUAGACUUCCAAAACACCCACUAUAAUCAUGUUCACUAAAUAAAAAAAAAGUCGUCUCUUUAUAAAAAUGUAACGUGUAAGUCCCUGGUCACUCAAACGGCUGACUGUGGCUUUAGCUGGUGGUAACUUCUGACUUCAUUGUCUGGCGUCCUGUUCUUGGACCUCAUUGGCUGACAUCACUGUUGAACUCGUGUGUGGAGUCGUUUUAGAGGCUGAAUAUUCACACCUCAGAUUGGAUUUGUGAUUCUGUCUCACACACACACACACAGGCUACUGGUUACUCAUGUUUCAUAUGAUCCGCUGCACCACAUAAAGUCAUAGGGAGACUGAUUAUCUCUAUUUUAAAGCGUCGCGUGUUGGUCCCUUGUCACUCCCCACUGGUGCCUUUAGGCUAGUGAGUUUCACAGCUCAGUUCGGCUCCUCACAUGACCGAAGAAAGAACAAAGGGCCCUUAGUGUGCCAGAGUGAGGCUUCCAGGGUGUCUUCAUGUUUUAAAAAUCUCUUAAGACUGUCGAUGUCAUCAAACAACUAAAGCCAAUUUCAGGCGAGUGCUGAGGUAUUACAGAUGUUGAAGAAAAGGACCUAAUCAGAUGGCUUUGAGAUGUCUUCUCCUUUAAUCCUCUGUUAAAUUAAAAUGAGUUCCAGUCAGCGUGCGUGACUGGGGGGGGGGGGGACAUUUGUGUUUGUUCUCGUUUUGUCGUUUUGCCUCAUUGCUUUGUGGCCUUUUCUGUUGCUGGGAUUUAAUACAAAGAAUGAAUUGGCCUAUCAGUAUGUCUGAGUUGGCUCAAACUCAAUUAAAAUGAACUUGGUAUGCUUUCAUUUUGGAAAGUUUGGAAAGGUGCAUUGGUGCACGUAUGAUUAAAAUGCAUGAUUUUAAAGCUGCAAA
Esox lucius (northern pike) is the source of this 1708-nucleotide messenger RNA. It is a transcript of the gene smim12, whose product is annotated as small integral membrane protein 12. Lineage: Eukaryota; Metazoa; Chordata; Actinopteri; Esociformes; Esocidae. The coding region runs from base 294 to 572 and encodes 92 amino acids. The record is from RefSeq and is a predicted model, not a curated record. The transcript has 2 exons.